Messenger RNA from Fonsecaea pedrosoi CBS 271.37, 843 nucleotides. RefSeq lists its product as uncharacterized. Gene Ontology annotation, cellular component: plasma membrane. The transcript is spliced from 6 exons. The record is from RefSeq and is a predicted model, not a curated record. NCBI's taxonomy places the organism in Eukaryota, Fungi, Ascomycota, Eurotiomycetes, Chaetothyriales, Herpotrichiellaceae. Gene Ontology annotation, molecular function: acetate transmembrane transporter activity. The coding region runs from base 1 to 843 and encodes 280 amino acids.
AUGGCGGGUGACCUUCAACAAACUCCUACUUCCACGGAAAGGGACAUGAUCGAAGAGAAGCCUGGCUUGACACAUACUGUCUCGUCAGGAGCGAUUUCCAUCAGCCCAGAACUUUUCGAAAAGCUCUACCUUACUCCCAAAGUUCCUCAUGCUGGCGACAAUAUCCGGCGUUUCGCCAACCCGACUCCGCUCGGUUUCGUUGGCUUCGUGAUCUCGACUAUGACUUUUGCGAUGGUCAUGAUGGGCUGGGGUGGUGCCAGCGGGUUGUCGCCUGUAGUCGGGAUAUUCUUCUUCGUCGGCCCGGUCCUCCUCGUUUUGACGGUCAUCUUCGAAUGGAUCAUGGGCAAUUUCUUCUCCAUGAUGGUCUGUGGCCUCUUCGCGGUCUUCUGGCUAUCCUUUGGCAUGCUCCAGCUCCCCACACUCGGUCUGGCGACACCGUACUCUCCCAGCGGGACCAACGCCGUGAUUGGGUCAGCCUCAAAGGAAUACAACGCUGUCAUUGCCUUGUACUUGAUUGUAUGGGGAUUCGCGCUGUUUACAUUUUUCAUCUUCACGCUGAAGACAAAUGUCGUUUUCGCGCUCAUCUUUCUGUUCGUCACCAUGGGCGCGUGGGUCUUGAGUGGUGCCUAUUGGAAAGUUAGUACCGGAGAUUAUGAUACAGCAGCGGACUUGCAGAAGACCGGCGGAGCAUUACUUUUUAUAGUCGGCUGUCUGGGCUGGUACAUGACUUUUGUCAUGAUGGCGGCAGAAAUGCGUCUCGCCAUCAAACUGCCUGUGGGCGACCUGAGUCACUUCUGGCCAAAGACCGACGUGGAGAUGGGCAGGGCCGAGAAGCAGGCCUAA